AGACGCUACAUUUUUAAAUGGAUCGUGUUUAAUGUGCAAAAGAAAGAAAUUACAUUCCGUUAAAUAACACAACCUGAAACAAGACUGCUGCGUGUGAUGUGGAAUUGUUUUACUCACGUAAUAUUCAUUUAAGAAGUCCUUGGAAGCUAAGACUGCGUUUUCUUGUACUUUCACGUCCUACGACAUGGCCGCAUUGGCAGCUAAACGUGAGGGACCGCAGUUUAUCAGCGAGGCUGCGGUGAGGGGCAACGCCGCUGUCCUCGAUUACUGUCGGACGUCCGUGUCAGCUCUGUCCGGGGCGACUGCAGGCAUUCUCGGCCUCACGGGACUAUACGGCUUCAUUUUUUAUUUCCUCGCGUCGUUCCUGCUCUCUCUCCUCCUCAUUCUCAAAGCCGGUCGGCGAUGGAACAAGUGUUUCAAAUCCAGACGACUGCUCUUCACUGGUGGUCUUGUCGGCGGUCUCUUCACUUAUGUGUUGUUCUGGACUUUUCUUUAUGGUAUGGUGCACGUAUACUAAAGAAUAAAGCAGGAGAAUACAAGCUCCCCCGUGGCUCAUCGACUUUGAGUUCAGCUGUCAUGUAGUUUUAGAACAUGGAUGUUGUCGAGAUUGGCACGUAGUCCCCGAAAGACUAGUGAUUAAUGUAUGUAAGCUUUUGUUAGCUACUUGUAGAAUAGAUGUUGAAUCAGUCAUAAAUACUUCACAUUUAAACCUUGAUUGCACUGAAACUAGAUACAAAAUGUUGUCCAUUAAAAAGUCAUUUGCUUUUUUCUUCCUUUCUUUUUUAGUCCACUCUUACUGUGUUUGUGUUAUAUACUGAUGGACAUUACCACACUGGUCAUUAUAAUCAUACCAUAUAAAUAUCUGUUCUAUGCUU
Messenger RNA from Chanos chanos (milkfish), 875 nucleotides. It is a transcript of the gene emc6, whose product is annotated as ER membrane protein complex subunit 6. Gene Ontology annotation, cellular component: endoplasmic reticulum; EMC complex; membrane. Lineage: Eukaryota; Metazoa; Chordata; Actinopteri; Gonorynchiformes; Chanidae. Gene Ontology annotation, biological process: protein folding in endoplasmic reticulum; autophagosome assembly. The record is from RefSeq and is a predicted model, not a curated record. The coding region runs from base 185 to 517 and encodes 110 amino acids. The transcript has 2 exons.